GCAAGAUUGCCAUGGCUCUGCGGUGACAACUGGACUGUUUUUACACCUUCCUUCUAAAUAAGGAAGCGGCCCGUCAGGCAUAUGACCCCUGCCGGUGUCCAAUUUGGGAACUGCCAGAGAGCCCAUCACGUCCUCAAGUUCUCCUGUGAGGUCUCACUCUCCCCGGGCACCUCGUGUGGAUUGACAGCGAUAGAUAGGGCUGGGAGUCAAUUCCAAAAAGAAUAGAUUCUUCGAUUCCAAGGCGUUGGGAAUCGAGAGUCGACUCCAAAGCUUGAAAUCGCUUUGCCGUCGAGUUUUUCGAAAGAAUCAAGAAUAUUACUUGGGAAUCGACUCUUGGAAUCGAUUCCAACAUUUCUGUAAUCGAAUAGCCUUGGCGAUAGAUUAUUGCCUAUGGUGCAGAGUAUUGCUGGCUGGCACUCAACUUUUCUUUGCCCAUCCCCUCCGUUCUGCACUAGCUGACAGGGCAGCAGCAGUGUGAGGUCAGCGUGAUGUCAUUUUGAAGGUGAGUGAUGUCAUCCUGAAGAUCUCCCCGGCAAGGUGAGCUUGCAUUUUGGCGAGUGUGUGGUGCUCCCCACGCCAGCGUUUGCCCAUCGGGAGAGGUGAAACAUGGUAAUCAUCAGCACCUUCACCACCACCGCCACCCGCUCAAGCUCUGCCGCCCUGCUCUUCUCAUCUACCGAGGGGCUUAUUGCGUUACACGCCCGCAGCCCCGACCUGCCUUCCCAAAAUAAGCCCCUGCCACCAUGUCGAAAGAAGAAAAACAAGAGUGGUAUUUUUAGGGUCAUUAAUUUUGACCACGUGCCCCGAGGGUAAACCGGAUGGCCACUGCGCAAAGGCUCCUCAUCAGUAUGUGCGAGACCAGCGGGCGCUGGACGUGGAUUGGGAUUGUGCUGCUAGGCUUUCUGCUUGGGAUCGUGUCCUCCUACCCCACCUCGGACAGGACUAAUGCAACUUCACUGGAGAAAAGGUGGGAGACGCUCUUUUCCCGCUCCGUUUUGGGCAUCUCGGUGGAGAAAUCGGACCUGAACUGGGAGCGCGACUAUUUGCUGGGCAUCAAGAGAGUGCGGAGGCUGUACUGCAACGUGGGCAUCGGGUUUCACCUGCAGGUCCUGCCGGACGGAAGGAUAAGCGGUGUACAUAAUGAGAACCAGUACAGUCUAAUAGAAAUCUCAACGGUAGAGAGAGGAGUCGUUAGUCUAUACGGCAAGAAAAGCGAGCUGUUUGUCGCAAUGAGCCGCCGCGGGAGGUUAUACGGAACGAGGGUCUUCCGUGAUGAGUGCAAGUUCAAGGAGACACUGCUGCCCAACAAUUACAACGCAUACGAGUCUUCCGUUUACAAGGGCUUUUAUAUUGCCCUUAGCAAACAUGGCCGCUUGAAGCGAGGCUACAAGGCUUCUCCAGCAAUGACUGUCACACAUUUCCUCCCACGUUUAUGAGCAAAACUGGCAAUAAUACAAUGAUUUGCACAUGCUGGAUGUUCUCGUAGGUAACCUAAACAUGCGCACGUGAGAAGAGGUGAACUGCAAUGAACAGAAGUAACACUUAACACAGUAUUUAUUCUCGUUGAAAUAAUAUAUGUAUAUUUCGGUAGCUUAUUUUAGGUCUGAACUUUGUGUAAAUGCCAUUCUUUGCUGCUUAUGAUUUCUACUAUGAAUAUCUGAGAGACAAGGAACUUUCUUUUUUUUGCUCUCACUUUAUGGGUGCUUGCCAUAACCAGUGUAAACCUUAUUCUGUCAUUAGAAUGACUAACGUCAUCAUCUUUAAGAAGUUAAAUGGAUCCUUUUUAUUACCUCAAAGAGCCCUGUAUGCACUGGUAAAAAGUGUAAAAGGGGGAAAAAAUAUCAGUUUACUCUGAUCUUCAUUUGCUCCACCAUUUUACAAGGGGAAUGAAAGCACUUAUUUAACUGCAAUUAUUCAUUAUUAGGUGGUGCCUUAGCUUCUGAUUUUAGUUCCUUUUACUUGCAUGCGAGGGAGAACUGUGAAGCUCUACCCUAGUUCCUAAAGGUCCAGAAGUUAAUUUGGUUAUUGUAGUUCCAUAUUUACAGUAGAUCAAUAACUCAACGAGACUUGUAGACUUGGAGGUUAGAGACUACUUGCAUGUAUCCUUAUUAGGAGUUUAAGUCAAAGAGGGCCAUUUUACACCUUGUGUGAAGCCAGACUUUGACUAAAAGUCUUUCUGUGGAUGGAUAGUCCUGAAAGGUUUGGGUGCUUCCAUUUGAAUUUUUUUAUGUCCAGUAAAUUUUGCACUGGAGUCAUAUUCUGUUUGUGAAAAAUGAUCAAGCUAGUGAUAUCCAAUAAAUUGCAUUACUCUUGAAUUAUGUGGCAAGGUUAUAUGAUAGAGUGGCUGUUUUGCUCAGUGAUAAGGAAAAUGUUCAUUUUAUAUAGUGUAUGAAAUGGCACAGUUCUUUUAUCUGGCGUGAUCUUAUACUCUUCUUGAUUUUGUAUCAUAAAUAUUUAUUAAUCAUGGACUGUGGUUUCUAUAUCUUACCCUUUAUAAGACAGUGACUGAUCUCCAAUGAGGUGUUGGCAAUUUGAUUUCACCAACAUGUUGACGCAUACUUGAACUCCAACUCGACAAUUCUUUGGAAUGUAAAAACCAAUGCAACUGUCCUAUUCUGUUUAAAAUAACAUAAUCUGCUCAUUAUGUUAUAUUUGAAUACCAGGCCGAAAUACCUGAGCACACUCUUUAAUUUUGAAGUUAAUUGAUUUUGUCUAGAGAAUCUAGAAGCCAAACUUGAAGAAUAUGAACUCCGUAUAUUCAGUAUUUUUAGGCAUACAUACAAUGUCAGCCCAACCUUGUGUAGUACUCUAAUUAAAACUGUUCCAGAUUAUUUCAAAAUAUUCGCUUAAAGGCUGAGGCUUACAUAUCCGAAGAGUAGAAUUCCGUUUUUAAUCAUCUUCCUUUACGGUUCAUCAUUUUACAGACUUCAACAAUUGAGAUCUCUUUUUACAACUGUCUAUAUCUUUGCAUAUCCUUUGUGCAUAAAUCAUGUUAGAACAUGUGUUGGAUUAAUUUUUUCGCAGCCAAAAUGUGAAAGAGACAAUGAAAGGUUUGUAGUAGAAAAUAUAUUGAUGUACCUUUCUUUGUCUUGCAAAGUUGGUUCUGCCCUUGAAAUGAACAUUUUGAGUUGUCUUAAUGCUACAAACGAGAGGGACGUUAUUUUUAUGACAAUUAUGGCUGGGAUGUUUGAGUCAGGUACACUGAUGUUUAGAUGGUAAUAUAAUAUGCUAAUAAUAAUGAUAAAAAUACUUUUCCCUAAAGCAAAAUUGAAACAAAAUUGCUAUGGUAACAUUUUUAUGUCCUGAAAAAAAGUAUAAAGGGAGAUUUUAACUUUAUUACGUUAAAAAUAUGAACUAUAUAUUAGUUGUUGGAUCUUGAAAAAUCUUGACAUGGAUUUAAAAUUCUUUGUACCCCAAAUAUAGGCAUGCAAUGUGAUUGCUUUAAUGAAAUUGUCAAAAAUUACUGCAAUUUAUGUAUGUGAUGUUAAUUUAUUGAUAUUUAUCUCCACUAUACCCUUUCUUGACACUUAUUUGAAUAGAAUUUUGCAUGGUUUUUAAUGCAAAAAUGUUGGACAGAAACGUUGUAUCUAGAAGUUAUGCCCUCUACCGCUUUCUGUUAAGUGCUUAUGCAGAAACAUCUAUUUCUUAUGUAAGUUCCACCAGAGUUUUAUAGUACUGUAUUUUGUCUUCAGCUAUGAAAUGGCCCCAUUUGUGGUUUGAAAGAUGAUUGUGAGAAAGGGGUGGUGCAUGUACAGUAUAUUUGUGUGUUAUUGUAUGUAUGCAGCCUUUAUGUUCUUGGUUUUGUAUUCCUGCACUGAGGGGCAGACACCCCCUCCAAAUUCCCCUCCUAUUUUCUAACAUAUACCUCACCUUCUGCCUUAGUUCCAAUUUGUUUAAAUGAUUGUACGAUUUUUUGGAGAUAAAACAGUUUUUGCCAAUCAUUUUGUUCUCUGUAAAAAAAAAAAAAAAGAAAAAAAAUGGAAAAAAGCAAAUAGAAAAUAAGUAAGAAUUCUAAUAUAUUUAGAAAAUGUUUCCUUUUAUUUUUAUACAUAUAUGCUGUGCACAGCAGCCAACUGUAUUACUGAAAUGAAAAUAAAAGGUUGUUUUAUAGCUUCUGUGUGUUUUGUUUUUUACUUAUUUACAUUUAGUCAUUUAGCAGAUGCUUUUAUCCAAAGCGACUUACAAAUAAGCAAGCAAUUUGUCAUACAAAGUUUAACAACAUCUGCAGAAUAGGACUGACAAGUUCCCACAUUGGCUGGGGUUGUAAAGAUGCAAGCAAAGAAGAAAGAGACAGACAAAGAUUUUUAUUUCUACAUUAAUUGCAUGUUGAGAGCAGUGGUACGUACAAUUAUUGUGGGUUGGUUAAGUGCUCGUGGAACAGAUGUGUUUUCAGUUGGUUCUUGAAUGUUCAGAAAGUAACAGCAGAUCGUUUGGAGGUUGGAAGUUCAUUUCACCACAGAGAAGCAGAGAAAGUGAACGAUUGUUAAAUAGACUUUGAGCCUCUUUGUGAUGGGACCACCGGGCGUCUCACAUUCAUAGACCACAAGAAGUGAAUUGAAGUAAGAGGGUGCUGUUCCAUUGGCUGUCCUGAAAGUCAGAGUCAAAGCCUUGAAUUUGAUGUGGGCAGCGACAGGUAGCCAGUGGAGUUAAAUCAAGAGUGGGUUGACAUGAGCCCUUUUUGUCUGAUUGAAGACCAGAUGCAGUGGCUUAAUUGUGUUAGAUGGAAGGCCAGCCAACAGAACAUGGAGCUGUGUAGCAUAUUCAGACAGGAAAGGUCUGCUUUUCCUGAUGUUGUACAGCGUGAAUCUGCAAGACCGGGCGGUUAAUGAGAUGUGUGCAGUGAAAAUAAGCUGGUCAUCUACCAACUCUCCCAGGUUCCGGGCUGUUCUGGUUGGUGUUAGUGUAGUUGACCCAAGAUGAAAAGUGAGGUUGUGGUCAACAGAUGGGUUGGCUUGGAUCACAAAGGUUGAAGCUGAAGGUGUCGUACCUUCAUCCAGGCCGAAACUUCCGAGAGGCAGGCAGAGAUACAAGCUGAGACAGUAGGGUCAUCAGGAUGGAAUGAAAGGAAGAGCUGCGUAUCAUCUGUGUAGCUGUGGUGGGAAAUGCCAUGUACCUCAAUGACCGGUCCCAGUGAUGUUGUGUACAUAGAGAAGAGGAGGGGUCCAAGCACUGAUCCUUGAGGAACCCCAGUGGUCAGCUGGUUUGUCUUGGACACCUCUCCUCUCCCAGUGAGAUCUGCCAGUGAGAUAUGAAUCAAACCAUCCAAGGGCAGCUCCUAUGAUGCCUAGGUCAGAGUGGCUGGUCAGAAGGAUCUUAUGGCUCAUUAUGUCAAAGGUAGCAGACAAGUCAAGGAGGAUGAGUACAGAUGAGAUGGAGUUAGCUAUCGCCAGUCGCAGGGUUUCAGCAACUGACAAGAGGGCAGUCCUUUUUUGAAGCCAGACUGAUGUCUGCCAAGUAGGUUGUUCUGUGAGAGAAAAGAAGACAACUGGUUUAGAAUGAUUUAGACAUGAAGGGUAGGAGAGACACUGGUCUGAAGUUGUCAACUACAGUGGGGUUAUGUGUUGGUUUUUUAAGUAGUGUGGUUACUCAAAGCUGCUUGAAUGUAUUGGGAAAGUUCCCAGUUAUGAGAGAUGCGUUGAUAAUGUCUGUGAGUGCGGGUAAGAUCGCUGGAGAGGCUGCUUGCUUAAGAUGGGAGGGGAUAGGGUCAAGUGGACAGGUGGUAUGAUGGUUAGAAAGAAGCACUUUGGAGACCUCAGUUUCUGAGAGAGGAGAGAAAGAGGAAAACAGAGGAUGGGUGUCUGAAAAGAGUAUGUGUGGGUGUUAGGCAUUGAAAACUGGCUGCUGAUGCUCACUACCUUGUCAAUAAAAAAAUGUGGCAAAGUCAUCAGCAGUCAGAGAUGUGGUGGAGAAGGAUAGAGAAGAGAUGAGAAAGUUUAAAACAGUAUACAGGAAUCUGAAAUGUUACUGAUCUUUAUAAUUUCAUUUAUGAGCCUUAUGAUU
This is a messenger RNA of Xyrauchen texanus (razorback sucker), 6000 nucleotides long. RefSeq names its product fibroblast growth factor 4B-like. Gene Ontology annotation, molecular function: fibroblast growth factor receptor binding; growth factor activity. The transcript has 3 exons. The coding region runs from base 819 to 1436 and encodes 205 amino acids. Gene Ontology annotation, biological process: animal organ morphogenesis; positive regulation of cell population proliferation; positive regulation of gene expression. The record is from RefSeq and is a predicted model, not a curated record. Lineage: Eukaryota; Metazoa; Chordata; Actinopteri; Cypriniformes; Catostomidae. Gene Ontology annotation, cellular component: cytoplasm.